This is a messenger RNA of Sipha flava (yellow sugarcane aphid), 197 nucleotides long. RefSeq names its product zinc finger BED domain-containing protein 4-like. Gene Ontology annotation, biological process: regulation of transcription by RNA polymerase II. The record is from RefSeq and is a predicted model, not a curated record. NCBI's taxonomy places the organism in Eukaryota, Metazoa, Arthropoda, Insecta, Hemiptera, Aphididae. Gene Ontology annotation, cellular component: nucleus.
UUAACUGCGUUAGAAUGGGAAUUAAUAUCUGACUGUCUUCCGUUAUUAAAACCUUUUGAAAUAAUGACAAUUGAGUUAUCCGGAGAAAAUUAUCCAACACUAUCCAUAGUUAUUCUUUUGAAUACGAGGACUUCAGUAUACACUGAGAAACAAAACGACUACAACAGCAGCAGGUACUUUACUUAAAAAAACAGCUA